This is a messenger RNA of Linum trigynum, 823 nucleotides long. NCBI's taxonomy places the organism in Eukaryota, Viridiplantae, Streptophyta, Magnoliopsida, Malpighiales, Linaceae. The record is from the annotation of a GenBank genome assembly.
AUCGCCGCAACCCUAGCAAUCACAUCGGAACCACGCGCUUUGCCAUCAUGGCCGCCGCGUUCAACCCGUCAGAGGAAGACCUAAUCCGCUACCUCCAGCUCAGGACGCGCCACGGAGGAACCACCCGGGCUGCCCGCCGAGCCAGCUUCUGCCGGAAAUCGACGUGUACGGCGACCUGAACCCGUGGGAGAUGUUCGACAAGACCGUGGUGGGUCACUGGUUCUGCGCUUUCGCCAGGCUCAAGCUCCGGGGACCGACCCGAUUCCACCGCGGCGUCGGCAGGGGAAGCUGGGCCAUGAAGAGCACCCAUAAGGCGGGCGACGGCCAAGGCAGCAUUAUGAAGCGAUUCUUUAUUUACGAGGAGAGGCCCGACGUGGCCUCGCCGGCAGAGGGAGGCGAUGAUGAUGGGCAUUGGAGCAUGCAGGAGUUCUCCCUGGCCGGAGCCAAGGACAACGAUUACGUUAUCUGUAGAGUUAAGAAACGGCCAAAGCACUGAACACGGUGGUUGUAUUCAGGCACGAAGACGUCCUUAUCUUUUAUUCGGGAAAGAGGAUUAUUGAUCAGAAGAUUUAUUUAUGCAUUCUGCCGUCUCAGUCAUUGUUUACUUGUUGGUUCACAAAUAGUUAUAGUUGGCCAUCUUUACAUCAUCCACCACCAUGCCCGCAUAUGGAUCCUCUUUAUAUAUAGCUUAAGUCAGGUCAGGCCAGGCCAGGCCACGCCUUCCCCUUUCUUCUCAUCAACAUCGGAGUGAGUCAAUGUCAAGCUCAAUGCUUCUCGUUCCAUUUUAUCCAGAACUAGUAUGUAACAAACCACUGAAGAUUAA